Messenger RNA from Coniosporium apollinis CBS 100218, 1611 nucleotides. Its product is annotated as threonyl-tRNA synthetase. Gene Ontology annotation, biological process: threonyl-tRNA aminoacylation. NCBI's taxonomy places the organism in Eukaryota, Fungi, Ascomycota, Dothideomycetes. Gene Ontology annotation, cellular component: cytoplasm. Gene Ontology annotation, molecular function: threonine-tRNA ligase activity; ATP binding. The transcript has a single exon. The record is from RefSeq and is a predicted model, not a curated record. Bases 1 to 1611 code for a protein of 536 amino acids.
AUGCCUUCCUUACGCCCUCCGCUACACCUCAGCCACGCCGCACGCUAUCUACGGUGCGGAUACCGUCGUGAACGCAUCAUACGCUUGCAGCAGCUUCGAAGUUGUUCCUGCUCUGCACCGCGGCCGCAUCCUAUACACGCUACAUCCACCCAGACCCUGAAUCCGACCACACGAGAUCCUCCUACACCCCCUGCGGAUCAUCGCGAGCUUGGUGCAUCCCAGAACCUCUUUACCACAUCUCCCUACAGUCCCGGCUCGCCGCUGUUUCUGCCCAAUGGCGCUGCUAUGUUCAAUAAGCUUGCCGAUUUCCUUCGCGCCCAGUAUCCUAACUUCGGCUUCCGAGAAGUUGUCACCCCUACCAUCUACAAGAAGUCGUUAUGGCAGACGUCCGGCCACUGGGACAAUUACGCAGACGAUAUGUUCGAGGUUCGCGGACGGGGUGCAACCGGGCAGACUGAGAACGCUAGGGAAGGGCAAGACGAGGAGUUUGGAUUGAAACCAAUGAACUGUCCAGGGCACUGUCUACUUUUCAAGGGCGAGAAGAGAAGCUAUCGCGAUUUGCCAAUACGAUAUGCGGACUUCAGCGCACUACACCGGAACGAAAUAUCUGGCGCGCUGAGCGGAUUGACCAGGGUAAGGAGAUUCCAUCAGGACGAUGGACACAUAUUCUGCCGACCGUCGCAGAUCCUGGAGGAGAUCAAGCUCACGCUAGACUUUGUUGGCAUGGUAUACAAGACAUUUGGUCUUGGCCCGUAUAAGCUGGUGCUUUCGACUCGCCCGGCGCAUCACUACAUUGGGACUCCUGAGGAAUGGGGAAGGGCUGAGGAUCAACUGAAGGCAGCCCUUGACGCUAGUGGACGUGACUGGAGCAUCAACGAGGGUGAUGGUGCCUUCUAUGGCCCCAAGAUUGAUAUCAUCCUCAAAGAUUCUGACGGGAAAGAACACCAGACAGCUACUAUACAGCUCGACUUUCAGCUCCCGCAACGCUUCGAGCUCGAAUACACUGCACCUGCGCCAGAGCUGGAGCGCAGGGGGGAGGUAACGCCGGACACUGAUCCAGCCCUCCUCUCUGAAAGCGGCCCCGUAACGCCGGUCAUCAUCCACCGCGCUAUUCUUGGCUCUUUGGAGCGCUUCCUCUCGUUGCUAAUUGAGCACUACGACGGCAAAUACCCGUUCUGGCUCUCACCACGUCAAGCCAUUGUUUUGAGCGUCUCGCAAGAGCCCGCCGAACUCAAGUAUGUUGAAGAGGUUGCGAAGCGACUCAGGAAAAAUUGGCACAGCGAGAGACCUGCGCCGCUAAAUCACAUGUACCACAAUGUUGACCAGGACACUUCUGCGCGUUCACUGGGUAAAAAAAUAAGAGAAGCAAAGGGUAAAGGGUACAACUUCAUCGCCGUAGUCGGACCGAAUGACGUCCAGAUGAACACGUUGACGCUGGAGAUGUCGAACCAUCGCGCGAAUGAUCACGGUUCGUUGAAGGAUUACGUUGAGGGGGCGGCUCCAGGGACUGUUCGAGCCUUGUAUGCUUUGCUUAUGAAAGACAAAAAGACUAUCACGUCGUCUGGGAAGGCGGCUAAGCUUUUUGAUCAUUUGCUCGAGACAUAUCAAUAA